AUGUGUGUAUACAGUGCUGAAGAACUACAAGUAAAUAAGGCGAACAACUUGGAAUAUGGUUUUAUUGCGAGCCGUGGUUGUGCCACUCUGUCUUACUAUAGGAUUGACGUGUUGGAAUGUCAAGAUGAACGGCUACAGUCGCAGGGGGAUACCGUUGCGGAGUUCAGUUCUUGGGGGAACUCCACGUGUCGCCAUCGCGCAGCCUGG
Messenger RNA from Iphiclides podalirius (scarce swallowtail), 207 nucleotides. The record is from the annotation of a GenBank genome assembly. Lineage: Eukaryota; Metazoa; Arthropoda; Insecta; Lepidoptera; Papilionidae.